AAAAAAUGUCGCUGGAUCUGAGGGCAAAGCAACAGCCAGUACAGUUACUCCAGCUCCAAGUACAGCAGCUACACCACCCCCAGCAACAAGUACAGCAGCUACUCAAACCCCAGCAACAAGUACAGUCGCUACUCAAACCACAGUGAUAAUCACUGCAGCUAAACCAGAGGACCAAUUCGUACCAAUAUCAGUUGCCCCUGUACACAAGAGAAAAAGCAAAACAGAGGCAAGAAGGGUGAAGCAAGAUGAAGAAACAAUGUAUUCACCACCCGGUCCAGCAUCUGAUCAGGAGUCAUCAUCACAUGAUGAAGAAGAAGAAGGAGAGGUGACUUCUUGACCUCAGACCUCAACCGAGCUACGGAAUAUGCGAAAAAAAUUUACCCGUCAACCAGGGGAGCACAUCAUCACCUGGUUGCUCCGAUGCUGGGACAAUGGAGCUGAUGGUCACGAACUAGAAGGUACAGAAGCCAAGCAGUUGGGAUCACUUGCUAGAGAAGGGGGAAUUGACAAAGCAAUUGCAAGAGAGAAAAAGUCCCUCAGUCUUUGGAGGCGGCUCUUGGCAGCUGUCAAAGAAAGGUUUCCAUACAAGGACAAUGUUAUGAGUCGUUCGGCCAAGUGGACUACUAUAGACAAAGGCAUCCAGUCUCUGAGGGAAUCAGCCAUCGUAGAGAUGAUCUAUCACAUCAAGCCGAAUAACGGAGAUAUACCCAUAGAUCCAGAUGAAGUUGAAUGUACACGACCCAUGUGGCGAAAACUUACACGGAAUGCACCAUCAUCAUAUGCCCAUUCAUUGGCAACAGUAACCUGGAAUGACGUAGUACCACUAACAGUGGAUGAAAUGGUUCAUAAACUCCACGAGUUCGAAGACAAUCUCACCCCUUCCAUCAUCUCAGCUGUGGAAAAACUGUCCCAGGAUCUCAAACAACUGAGGGACAAUAUAUCUGACUUAUCCCGCUCCUCACAUGUACCAACACACAUCUCAGCUAUUAACAAAAGGCGUCCUACUGUUCGAGAAAGGAGAUACAAGAGGUAUACGCCACGGGCCACCCUACAGUUUUACCUGUGGGAUCACGGAGAAGAUAUGACGAAGUGGGAUGGAAAACCUACUUCAGUUUUGGAGGAAUGGGUGAGUGAAUUAAAGAGGGGAGCAAGGGCCAAGACUGAUCGUCCCAUGAGAACUACGGCUUCAGUCUCUGGUCCAUGGUGGCUGCCUGCAAAGCUUGUCAAGCCAAACCAUGAGCUGGACAGACAAGUUGAAUUACCCAAUGCCUAG
Molecule: messenger RNA, 1273 nt
Organism: Neopsephotus bourkii (Bourke's parrot)
Lineage: Eukaryota; Metazoa; Chordata; Aves; Psittaciformes; Psittacidae
Exons: 3
Coding region: 365-1273 (302 amino acids)
Source: RefSeq, a predicted model, not a curated record